AAGUUACAAUUGGUCAUCCGUCCAUGGGCGGAACUGAGGACUUCUAUGCCUCAAACCUGAACCACAACUUGCCUUUCCCUAUUCUCUUCUUGGUGGAUUGAUCUAUCCCACCAGGAAUAUUGCAGGGGCCUUCCAAAAUGGAGCCGCUUCUCUCUGCAAUCGUGGGUGAUCUUGUCAGCAGAGCCCUGUCCAUGGUAACCCAGAGAUACCUGCAGUCCAAGGGAGCAGAGGAGGAGAAGCUCCAGAGGCUACGGGCAGUGCUGCUAAGGAUCGAUGCCACCGUCGAGGAGGCUGAGGGGAGGCACAUCACCAACCAGGCGAUGCUCCAGCAGCUCCAGAUGUUGAGACGAGGUAUGUACAGAGGCUACUACACGCUCGACACCUUCAGAUACCGAGCGCACAGGGACAAGGCCGAUGGCGAGGCGAGCACUCGCCGUUCAUUUGCCCUGUCCAGAUUCAGCCCUUCCAGUUCCAGACGUACCUUCUUCUCCGUGUGCGAUGCCCCGAGCAGGGACCUGGUGCUUGAUGCCGGGAGCUGCAGCAAUCUCGACAAGAUGCUUAGCAGCCUUGAGAGAAUGAUUGGUGACAUGCAGGAGUUCGUGAUGUUCUUGGCCAGCUAUCCUCGAAUCUCCCGGCAACCUUACAGCGCGUAUUUGUCUCAUGAUCAGGUUAUGUUUGGCCUGCAGAUGGAGAAGGAGACAAUUUUGAGCUUUCUGAUUUGUAGGGAGGCUGCAAGGAAUGGAAGUCUGGGUGUGCUGCCGAUAAUUGGUCCAGCGAGAGUCAGAAAGAGUACACUUGUUGAGCAUGUCUGCCACGACGAGAGGGUGCGCAGGCGCUUCUCAUUGAUCGUCUUCUUCAGCGGGAAUGAUCUCAAUGGUGGAAACUUGGCUACUCUAAAAGGUAGCGGUGUGAUCAAGCAUCAGAACCUUGCUUCCAGCCCGCGUGGAGACUCACUGGCUGUGAUUGAGCUAGCAGGGGACAUGGACGAGGAAACAUGGAGGGGGUUGUACACCUCGGCAGCAAGCCACAUGACGCCAGGCAGUAAAAUCAUACUCACCAGCCGUUCAGAGAAGAUAGCAUCAUUAGGAACGGCAGAGUCUGUUAUGCUGAAAUUUUUGUCCCAAGAAGCUUACUGGUAUUUCUUCAAGACGGUUGCAUUCGGAAGCACAAACCCUGGUGAGCAUCCUAAUCUGGCAGCCCUCGGCAUGGAGAUCGCCGUCCACAUGAACAGAUCAUUCGUGGCAGCGAACAUCGUUGCCAGCUUACUGAGAACCAAUCUUGACACACGAUUUUGGCGCAGAGUGCUGAGAUGCUUGAGAGAUUUCGCAAGCAAGCAUCUCAGCAUGUUUGGAGAGCACCCGACCAAUCUCCUACAAAAGGACCAGCCUGUGUACAUGUGGACAAUGGCCAAGACAACCAAUGUCUUCGUGAUGCGAGAUAUUUAUGACGAGCCCUCUCCCCAGAUCAGUGAGGUUCCCAGGAUAACGGCACAGGAUGUUUUGUCCGGGCGAGUUACAUCUGAAGGGGCAUUCCAAGCAGUGGCAUGGAGGUCCAGGAUACCUCCCUGCUACACCUACUUGGUGAGCUUCGUCGUGUCACGGACAGACAAGCAAGCGGUGCUUGGUAAGAAACGGUCUAGGCAGGACAGGAUUUGAUGUAAAAUGCAAUAAUGUAUAGCUAAUGUGAUUGCAAAGUGCACGUCUUACCUUUUUUUUCAUCAA
Molecule: messenger RNA, 1721 nt
Organism: Triticum dicoccoides
Lineage: Eukaryota; Viridiplantae; Streptophyta; Magnoliopsida; Poales; Poaceae
Product: putative disease resistance protein RGA4
Exons: 1
Coding region: 138-1655 (505 amino acids)
Molecular function (GO): ADP binding
Source: RefSeq, a predicted model, not a curated record